Tupaia belangeri chinensis (Chinese tree shrew) is the source of this 3119-nucleotide messenger RNA. RefSeq names its product solute carrier family 12 member 3 (gene SLC12A3). Gene Ontology annotation, cellular component: apical plasma membrane. Gene Ontology annotation, molecular function: sodium:potassium:chloride symporter activity. Lineage: Eukaryota; Metazoa; Chordata; Mammalia; Scandentia; Tupaiidae. Gene Ontology annotation, biological process: chloride ion homeostasis; cell volume homeostasis; potassium ion homeostasis. The record is from RefSeq and is a predicted model, not a curated record.
UCCCUUGACACCCAGAGCCACAAUGGCAGAGCUGCCCGCCUCGGAGCUGCCCGCGGACGCGGCUCUGUGCAGUGGGCGCUUCACCAUCAGCACACUGCUUGGGGCCGACGAGCCUCCGCCACCCAGCCAGCCCAGUCCCCUGACCCACGGCAGCACCCUCUACACGCGCACCUUCGGCUACAACACGAUCGAUGUGGUGCCGGCCUACGAGCACUACGCCAACAGCGCCCUCCCCGGCGAGCCGCGGAAGGUGCGGCCCACGCUGGCCGACCUGCACUCCUUCCUCAAGCAGGAAGGCAGCCACUUGCAUGCGCUGGCCUUCGACAGCCGGCCCAGCCACGAGCUGACCGAUGGGUUGGUGGAGGACGAGGCAGGCGCCAACAGCGAGAAGAGCCCUGGGGAGCCCGUGCGCUUCGGCUGGGUCAAGGGGGUAAUGAUCCGCUGCAUGCUCAACAUCUGGGGCGUCAUCCUCUACCUGCGGCUGCCCUGGAUCACAGCCCAAGCGGGCAUAGUCCUGACCUGGAUCAUCAUCCUGCUGUCAGUCACGGUGACCUCCAUCACAGGCCUCUCCAUCUCAGCCAUCUCUACCAACGGCAAGGUCAAGUCAGGUGGCACCUACUUCCUCAUCUCCCGAAGUCUGGGACCAGAGCUGGGGGGCUCCAUCGGCCUCAUUUUCGCAUUCGCCAAUGCUGUGGGCGUGGCCAUGCAUACGGUGGGCUUCGCAGAGACCGUGCGGGACCUGCUCCAGGAGCACGGCUCACCCAUCGUGGACCCCGUCAACGACAUCCGCAUCAUCGGCGUGGUCACGGUCACUGUGCUGCUGGCCAUCUCCCUGGCCGGCAUGGAGUGGGAGUCCAAGGCGCAGGUGCUGUUCUUCCUUGUCAUCAUGGUGUCUUUUGCCAACUACCUGGUGGGGACACUGAUCCCCCCAUCUGAGGACAAGGCCUCCAAAGGCUUCUUCAGCUACCGAGGGGACAUUUUUGUCCAGAACUUGGUUCCUGACUGGCGGGGCACGGAUGGCAGCUUCUUUGGAAUGUUCUCCAUCUUCUUCCCCUCGGCCACGGGCAUCCUGGCAGGGGCCAACAUCUCCGGGGACCUCAAGGACCCUGCUGUGGCCAUCCCGAAGGGCACACUCAUGGCCAUUUUCUGGACCACCGUCUCCUACUUGGCCAUUUCAGCCACCAUCGGUUCCUGCGUGGUGCGUGAUGCCUCUGGGGUCCUGAAUGACACGGUGACCCCGGGCGCAGGCGCCUGCGAGGGGCUGGCCUGUGGCUACGGCUGGAACUUCACCCAGUGCGCCCAGCAGCACAGCUGCCGCUAUGGCCUCAUCAACUACUACCAGACCAUGAGCAUGGUGUCCGGCUUUGCACCCCUGAUCACGGCCGGCAUCUUUGGGGCCACCCUCUCCUCUGCCCUGGCCUGCCUCGUCUCUGCUGCCAAGGUCUUCCAGUGCCUGUGUGAGGACCAGCUGUACCCGCUGAUCGGCUUCUUCGGCAAAGGCUACGGCAAGAACAAGGAGCCCGUGCGCGGCUACCUGCUGGCCUACGCCAUCGCCGUGGCCUUCAUCAUCAUCGCGGAGCUCAACACCAUCGCCCCCAUCAUCUCCAACUUCUUCCUGUGCUCCUACGCCCUCAUCAACUUCAGCUGCUUCCACGCCUCCAUCACCAACUCGCCUGGGUGGAGACCCUCGUUCCGGUACUACAGCAAGUGGGCAGCACUGUUUGGGGCGGUCAUCUCCGUGGUCAUCAUGUUCCUCCUCACCUGGUGGGCGGCCCUCAUCGCCAUCGGCGUUGUCUUCUUCCUCCUGCUCUACGUGAUCUACAAGAAGCCAGAGGUAAACUGGGGCUCCUCUGUGCAGGCUGGCUCCUACAACCUGGCCCUGAGCUACUCGGUGGGUCUCAAUGAGGUGGAAGACCAUAUCAAGAACUACCGCCCCCAGUGCCUGGUGCUCACAGGGCCCCCCAACUUCCGCCCAGCCCUGGUGGACUUCGUGGGUACCUUCACCCGGAACCUCAGCCUGAUGAUCUGUGGCCACGUGCUUGUCGGGCCCCGCAAGCAGAGGAUGCCCGAGCUCCGGCUUAUCGCCAACGGCCAUACCAAGUGGCUGAAUAAGCGGAAGGUCAAGGCCUUCUACUCCGACGUCCUCGCCGAGGACCUCCGCAGUGGAGUCCAGAUUCUCAUGCAGGCCGCAGGUCUUGGGAGAAUGAAGCCCAACAUUCUGGUGGUUGGGUUCAAGAAGAACUGGCAGUCAGCUCACCCAGCCACGGUAGAAGACUACAUCGGCAUCCUGCACGACGCCUUUGAUUUCAACUACGGCGUGUGCGUCCUGCGGAUGCGUGAGGGGCUCAACAUCUCGGAGGUGAUGCAGGCACACAUAGACCCCGAGGCCCUGGUGCGGGAGGAGCAGGCCAGCACCAUCUUCCAGUCGGAGCAGGGCAAGAAGACCAUCGACAUCUACUGGCUCUUCGACGAUGGAGGCCUCACCCUCCUCAUCCCCUACCUCCUCGGCCGCAAGAAGAGGUGGAGCAAAUGCAGCAUCCGUGUGUUCGUCGGGGGCCAGAUCAACAGGAUGGACCAGGAAAGGAAGGCGAUCAUUUCCUUGCUGAGCAAAUUCCGACUGGGGUUCCAUGAAGUGCAUGUCCUUCCCGACAUCAACCAGAAGCCACGGGCUGAGCACACCAAGCGGUUUGAGGACAUGAUUGCCCCCUUCCGCCUGAACGAUGGCUUCAAGGACGAGGCCACCGUCACUGAGAUGAGACGGGACUGUCCCUGGAAGAUCUCUGAUGAGGAGAUUAACAGGAACAGGAUCAAGUCCCUCCGGCAGGUGAGGCUGAAUGAGAUUCUGCUGGAUUACUCCCGGGACGCGGCCCUCGUGGUCAUCACCUUGCCAGUGGGGAGGAAGGGGAAGUGCCCAAGCUCUCUGUAUAUGGCCUGGCUGGAGACCCUGUCCCAGGACCUCAGACCUCCCGUCAUCCUGAUCCGAGGAAACCAGGAAAAUGUGCUCACCUUUUACUGCCAGUAACUCCAGGCUCGCAGUCCCUGCCCAAACUCAGCGUGCGUGGGGUGAGUCGGAAUGCCAGCUGCUCCAGACCACAGAAGCAGACUCACAGUCCCUUGUG